GACUUCUUCUCCAAGCCAAGUGAAGUGACCAAACAAGCCCCUCUCUUUCUCCAUUUCCUCUCUCAAACAAAACCCUAAUCGAGAGCCCAUCUCCACAGAGAACAAAAGAAUCUCGCCAUGGCUCGCUACGAUCGCGCGAUCACCGUCUUCUCUCCCGACGGCCACCUCUUCCAAGUAAAUACCGAUCGAGGGCGCGUCCGCAAGGGCAACGCCGGGACCUCGGCCGUUCGCGGCACCGACAACGUCGUCCUCGGCGUCGAGAAGAAGUCCACCGCCAAACUCCAAGACUCCAGAUCGGUCCGCAAGAUCGUCAACCUCGACGACCACAUCGCCCUCGCCUGCGCCGGGCUCAAGGCCGACGCCAGGGUUCUGAUCAAUCGAGCGAGGAUCGAGUGCCAGAGCCAUAAGCUGACGGUGGAGGAUCCGGUCACUGUGGAGUAUAUUACGAGGUAUAUUGCUGGGAUGCAGCAGAAGUACACGCAGAGCGGUGGGGUUCGGCCGUUUGGGCUAUCGACGUUGAUCGUUGGGUUUGAUCCGUAUAAGGGAGUGCCGGCGCUGUACCAGACUGAUCCCUCGGGGACUUUCUCGGCUUGGAAGGCGAAUGCUACAGGGAGAAACUCGAAUUCGAUGAGGGAGUUCUUGGAGAAGAACUAUAAGGAGGUUUCGGGACAGGAGACAGUGAAGCUUGCCAUCAGGGCAUUGCUUGAGGUCGUUGAGAGUGGGGGAAAGAACAUUGAAAUUGCAGUUAUGACAAAAGAUGAAGGUCUCAAACAACUCGAGGAAGCCGAGAUUGAUGCCAUUGUUGCAGAAAUAGAGGCGGAGAAAGCUGCUGCUGAGGCUGCAAAGAAGGCUCCUAAAGAAACAUGAUUCUAGGUAUAAUCCAAGCACAUCUUAGCAGUUUAGGUUGUAUUGUAGAAACUUCUAUAUAACUGAUUGAUUUCCUUUGCUGAUAAGAAGAAAGAUAUUUGGUUUUCAGCUUUGCUACUGGUGUGUUUGUAUUCCAUUGUGUUUAUUUGCCAGACUCUUUUAAGAUCUUUAUGUGCGAAAUUGCUGCUCAUGUGUUUAUUUGCUAGAAAUUUCAAAUGUCAGGAUCAUCUAUUGUUACC
Molecule: messenger RNA, 1106 nt
Organism: Asparagus officinalis (garden asparagus)
Lineage: Eukaryota; Viridiplantae; Streptophyta; Magnoliopsida; Asparagales; Asparagaceae
Product: proteasome subunit alpha type-7-like
Biological process (GO): ubiquitin-dependent protein catabolic process
Cellular component (GO): proteasome core complex; proteasome core complex, alpha-subunit complex; nucleus
Source: RefSeq, a predicted model, not a curated record